AUGCCGCCGGAGCGAAGGAACCGAAUGAAACCGGACCGGCGUACCAGAGGGAAGCCAGACCGGAAGACUCCAAGGAAGCCGAACCGGAGAACCGGAGCGAGGCCGGACGGACCGGCCCCAAAAGCUGCCCCUUCAUUCCAGCGGAAACCACCGGCCCGGCCGAGCGCGGCGACCGCUACAAUAGCAGUCGCUGUGGAGGAGGAGAGGCGGCUCCGGCAGCAGAACCGUCUGGCGUUGGAGGAGGACAAACCGGCCGUGGAGCGGUGCCUAGAGGAGCUGGUCUUCGGCGACGUCGAGGACGACGAGGAGACGCUGCUGCGGCGUCUUCGGGGCCCGCGGAUUCAAGUACAUGAGGACUCUGGUGACUCAGAAGUGGAGAAUGAAGCAAAAGAUAAAUUUCUCCCUCAAAAGAAGCCAGUUUGGGUGGAUGAAGAAGAUGAAGAUGAGGAAAUGGUUGACAUGAUGAACAAUCGGUUCCGGAAAGAUAUGAUGAAGAAUGCUAGUGAAAGUAAACUUUCAAAGGACAAGCUUCAAAAGAGACUUAAAGAAGAAUUUCAGCAUGCAAUGGGAGGAGUACCUGCCUGGGCAGAGACUAAUAGGCAGAAAACAUCUUCAGAUGAUGAAAGUGAAGAGGAUGAAGAUGACUUGUUGCAAAGGACUGGGAAUUUCAUAUCCACAUCAACUUCACUUCCAAAAGGAAUCUUGAAGAUGAAGAACUGCCAGCACGCUAAUGCUGAACGUCCUACUACUGCUCGGAUCUCAUCUGUGCAGUUUCAUCCUCGUGCACAAGUUGUGAUGGUUGCCGGGUUAGAUAACGCUGUGUCGCUGUUUCAGGUUGAUGGAAAAACAAAUCCUAAAAUCCAGAGCAUCUAUCUGGAAAAGUUUCCAGUAUUUAAGGCUCGUUUUAGUGGUAAUGGAGAAGAGGUUUUAGCCACGAGUACCCACAGCAAAGUCCUUUAUGUCUAUGAUAUGUUGGUCGGAAAGUUAAUUCCUGUGCAUCAAGUGAGAGGUUUGCAAGAGAAGAUAGUAAGGAGCUUUGAAGUCUCUCCAGACGGGUCCUUCUUGCUCAUAAAUGGUGUUGCUGGAUUUUUUCAUUUGCUUUCCAUGAAGACUAAAGAGCUGAUUGGUAGCAUGAAAAUUAAUGGAAGGGUUGCAGCAUCCACAUUCUCUUCAGAUAGUAAGAAAAUAUACGCCUCGUCAGGGGAUGGAGAAGUUUACGUUUGGGAUGUGAACUCUAGGAAAUGCCUUAACAGAUUUGUUGAUGAAGGCAGUUUAUAUGGAUUAAGCAUUGCCACAUCUAGGAAUGGCCAGUAUGUGGCUUGUGGUUCUAAUUGUGGAGUGGUAAACAUAUACAAUCAAGAUUCAUGUCUCCAGGAAACAAACCCAAAGCCGAUAAAAGCUAUAAUGAACUUGGUUACAGGUGUUACUUCUCUGACCUUCAAUCCUACUUCAGAAAUCUUGGCAAUUGCUUCAGAAAAAAUGAAAGAAGCAGUCAGAUUGGUUCACCUUCCUUCCUGUACAGUAUUUUCAAACUUUCCAGUUGUUAGAAGGAAGAAUAUUUCUCUUGUUCAUACCAUGGAUUUUUCUCCCAGAAGUGGAUAUUUUGCACUGGGCAAUGAGAAGGGCAAGGCCUUGAUGUAUCGGUUGCAUCAUUACUCAGACUUCUGAAGAGAUUAUUUGAAAUCCAUUUGAGCCACAAGAGAAGUCCAUCCUGAUACAUCUUUUCAGAAUAUCUCCUGAAUGUGUAUAGUGACUUAUUGGGAGCCAGUUGCGCUUAUUUACAUUAACAGAAAUGUCUUAAUAAACACAUGGCAACUUUUGUUUGAAAAUAGAUGUAUGUGGUUCUUCCCGCCUUACACAACACACACACACACACACACACACAAACACGUACACACUAACCAUUCCUUUCAAGACUAAACAUGAGAGAUUGGAAACACCUGUCUGUAACCAAAAAUAAUACAGGCAGAUAUACUUCAUGCUUCACCCUAGUUAGUAUUUCUGCCUUUCCCAGCGUACAUCUCUACAUGUUUCAAGGUGUCAGCUAAAUAGGCUCUGAUGAGCUAUGGAUAUCAUUUGGCUUGAUACGAGUGGUAGUGGUAAGGUCUCAUGGAGUGAAUAUUGAACUUUGAAGUCUUUUGGGAAAGAUGAUUAUGGAAAUGAAAGGACUUUUCUGGGCUUAGCACUUCAGGUGAUUGUCAGUAUUACUUGGGGGUGGGGGUGUACUAAUUAUUAGCCACUAUUUCCUGGGGACAUUCAUUACACCAGCUUAAAUAUUUCAUUUACGUUCCAGGGUUGACAAUUGGUACCAUAGUUCUUUAAUCAUAGUAUUAUAGCCUUGCUUUAGGUCCCCACGUUUCUUAGGAAGAACUAAUACUGUAUCAUGUAUUUAAGAAGUAUUAAAGGGGCUAAUAGAGUGGGUUAUGAGAACUAUAAGUAGGUCUAAUAGCUUUUACCCUUCUUUCCUGCCAAAACAUGGAAGAGUAGAGGGAGGGAGUUUUUCCAGUGACAAAAAAUAGUUCUGCCCAGAGAAGUAAUAGCUCCUGCUUGACUGUAUUACCAAAAAAAAAACCAAAACAAAACAGGUCAGUGGAGGGUAUUUCAGUGUUUUCAAGGCCCUUCCAGGUCUACUGGAGAUGACCUAGAGCAGUCCAGUAGGUGAGGGCUGUGUUAACUUCUCCCAGCAUCUUUCCAAAAGGUCAUUUCCUAUGUCCCCCUCUUUCAGUAGUAUCUUCCAUUACAAGUAGAAUAUUAAUGCAAAAAAAUUCUGAUUCCUGAAAUCAGUUGGCUUGUAGUUGCUGUUUUGCUCUUGAGUUGCUAGAGGGCAGCAUUGGAUUAUGUGAGUAAUUGAAGGCAAGGCUUUU
Messenger RNA from Loxodonta africana (African savanna elephant), 2864 nucleotides. RefSeq names its product UTP18 small subunit processome component (gene UTP18). Lineage: Eukaryota; Metazoa; Chordata; Mammalia; Proboscidea; Elephantidae. Gene Ontology annotation, molecular function: protein binding. The record is from RefSeq and is a predicted model, not a curated record. Gene Ontology annotation, biological process: rRNA processing. Gene Ontology annotation, cellular component: Pwp2p-containing subcomplex of 90S preribosome; small-subunit processome. The transcript has 14 exons. The coding region runs from base 1 to 1668 and encodes 555 amino acids.